GAAGGCUCUGCCUCAGCAGCAGUAACAGCAGCACCUUCAACGCAUCGCCGCCGGGCACCGAGGAGGUAGGUCUCCAAGGGGGCCUCUGAGCAUGUGCAGAGUGCUUCCACUGCUCCAGGUGCCUUCUGCACGGGCAUGCAGGAGUCGGGCAAGGCUGCCGAGAUCCGUGCCGGUGACUGGCUGACCAGCGCUGCUGCCCGGGGAGAAACCAGCGAGGUGCGCCGACUCCUCCAUCACGAACUGGUCCAUCCUGAUGCCCACAAUCGCUUUGGGAAGACGGCCCUGCAGGUAAUGAUGUUUGGCAACGUUUUCGUGGCAGAGGAGCUUCUGAAGCAAGGCGCCAACCCCAAUGUUCAAGACGAGUCAAGCACGGCGCCUGCCCACGACGCGGCCCGCACAGGCUUCAUUGAUACCUUGAAAAUCUUGGUGGAGCACGGCGCUGAUGUCAAUGUCCCGGAUGCUUCUGGCUCGCUCCCCAUCCAUAUUGCCAUACGGGAAGGUCACACCAACGUGGUGCGCUUCCUGGCACCUCUGUCCAACCUGCGACACUGGGACUCAGCAGGGCGGACGCCACUGGAGCUGGCACAGCAGCUGGGCCUCUCGCAGAUCCAGGGCAUCCUUGAGCAACACCUCUCUGUCCCAGCUUAACAUGAGAACAUGUUGGGGGGCAGGAUCAACACUGAACAAGCUUUGUUUAGUCCCCUUUUCCUCUUCCCCCCUCCAAUGAGGACUCUCUCCCCUUUCCUUCCCUGGGCCUUGGAACAAAUAGGCAGCUCCUCCUGCCCUACCUCAGUGUGUGUGUUCAUAUACCUUUGAUGUUGUUUUUAUUUAUGUGCCAGUUUUUUUCUUUUUGAUUUCUUCAUUUCUUCCAAAUCCAUCCAGUUUCCUCGGAUCCAGGUGAGCUUGAAGUGGAGUGCUUCCAUUGGAUCCAUCCUAUGCUUGGCCCAGAAGAGGGGAUUGAACCAGAUUAUUUUGGGAAUGUGACAUUUCUGGACUAAAACUCCCAGAAUCCUCCAGCCAGUGUGGCUACUAACCUUGCUGGCUAGAGGUUUCUGAGAACUGAAGUCCAAAAAAUGCAGCUUUCCUUAGUUCCACUGGAGCAGUGGUUCCCAAGCUUUGAUCCUCUAGGUGUUUUGGACUUCUCUCCCUAACCACCUUGGCCAACAUUCAGGGAUUCUGGGAGCUGAAGUUCAAAACAUCUGGAGGACCAAAGUUUGGGAAUCACUGCACUGGAGUAUGUCUUAACCAUCUCUUACUACUCCAUGCCUUGGGAAGGUCCCCGGAUCUCCUGAUCUCAUGGUCAGGAGGGAUGUAUUUUCUUUCUUAUGCAAAGACUGUCCAUUGCUAUGCUCUUCUCCACCUCUUGUACAGAACAUCUCAGCCUUAUGGGGAAACACCUGGUGGUUUACCUUUGAGGCUAUGUCUGUGCACCAUUGUUCCAUUUGACUUUUCUUGUGAAGAGUUAUAUUGCUAAUUCUUUGGUGUGUUGCACAUAUUACCUUGUGCGCUGGGAAGGAAUGGCAAAGACAAGAUGUGUAUGUUUAUUAGUACAGUAACAGCAAGACUGAUGGAGGUAUUACAGGGCAGAAAGCUACUGAUGCAUAGGUCCAAAACACACUGCAUAAAUAACCCAAUUUGAGAUUGCUUUCAUUGCCCUGGUUCAAUGCUAGGGAGUUCUGGGAACUGUUGUUUUGUGAAACAUUUAGCCCUUCUCUGUCAAAGAGCUCUGGUGUCAUAAUAAACUACACUUCCCAGGAUUCCAUAGCACUGAGCCAAAGCAGUUAAAGAGGUCUCAAAAUGGAUUAUUUUGGACCAUAGAAGAUUUUGCCAUGAUCUAUUCCUGUCGCUGUGGACAGGACCUUUAGCUUUGUGUCGCUUUCAGAUAUCUCUAAAAUCUAACUACACUGGAUUCUCCUCCUAUUAUGUCCCUCACCAACCUUACGAUCUCUCCCUCAUUUUGUAAGAUCUCAGGGAGAUCUCAUUGUUAAGCCAUUAGUAGUUACUUUCACCUUGGUCUUUUGGUAGCUAUCCCUGAUCUUCACACAUAUAUUGAAAAUGUGCUGAAUCUGUUAUCUUUGACUAAAAUGUUUGAGGCUUGUUGUGGCAGCUUGUUCCCUGUAAUGAAUUUGUGGAUCUGAGCUGUGUAUAUAUAAGAUUUUAAAGGCGGGGAAAUUUAUUCUAUUUAUUGUGAUUUGCAAGGGUUUGUUUUAUGGAAUGAUUAAUUUAAUUAUUAAAAAGCAUUAAAUCU
Molecule: messenger RNA, 2248 nt
Organism: Sceloporus undulatus (fence lizard)
Lineage: Eukaryota; Metazoa; Chordata; Lepidosauria; Squamata; Phrynosomatidae
Gene: CDKN2D
Product: cyclin dependent kinase inhibitor 2D
Exons: 3
Coding region: 136-648 (170 amino acids)
Biological process (GO): regulation of cyclin-dependent protein serine/threonine kinase activity; negative regulation of cell population proliferation
Cellular component (GO): nucleus
Molecular function (GO): protein kinase binding; cyclin-dependent protein serine/threonine kinase inhibitor activity
Source: RefSeq, a predicted model, not a curated record